AUGAGUUUGCAUCAUCUUGGAAUCGCCCAUUUUCCUGUGCUUCAUCGCCAGUUCUCGUCGCCCAUCACCAGUCCACGCUCUAUCCAGCCCAGUCCGAGGGAAGAAGACCUGACCGAGGAUAACAAAGAUGUCCUCAUCGAAAGACUCCACGAUGUGGUGCUGCGGCUAUCCAAGGAUAAUUCUCUUGAGAAUACCACAAUUGCAGCAAUACAUCACAAAGUAGACGAGGUUGAGAUAUUGAUGCGCGAGGGAAGUCGUCGAAAGUCACCCAGCUUGAGGAGCGGGAGCUUCGGUAGUGCUCGAGAGGAUGAUACGUUUUGGGGGCCACGAACACCAACACAGAGUCUCAGAAUGCGUCUUCCCGAAAUGGUCAAAACCUCGCCGCAAUCUAUCCGUGAUGUAGAAAUGACCACUAAAGCUAUUCAAAUCGCUAGAGAUGCUGAGCAGCUGACAUCACAACUGUCCAAAGCUAUCGCAGAGCUACAGAUAAGGAGAGAAGAAUCAGAUCACAUACAUGAUCUACUCGUAGCACGAGCCGAGAAAGCGGCGGAACGCAUCCUCCUACUUGAGUAUCGCAUAGCUGAAAUGGAAGAUGACUUCGAUGCAAAUCAAUCAGAGCUCAAAUUCCUCCGAAUUCAAUUACAAUCCAUCGAAGCCCAGUGUUCGCAAUAUAUUCCCCGAGAUGCCGACCAAGAGCUGACUGAGAGUAUUAUGAAUUGGAAGGUUGAUUGGGAAGAUAUCGAUAGGCGGUCCAAAGCGCGGAGGAAAAAAUGCAAUGUUUCUGCGGCUCAUAAAGAUGAUACCGAGAGCGUUAUAGGCGUUGCCUCAACUAGCCUACUCCCGAUACUACGGGCCGUCAGUGAUCGGUAG
Venustampulla echinocandica is the source of this 870-nucleotide messenger RNA. RefSeq lists its product as uncharacterized. Bases 1 to 870 code for a protein of 289 amino acids. The record is from RefSeq and is a predicted model, not a curated record. The transcript is spliced from 3 exons. NCBI's taxonomy places the organism in Eukaryota, Fungi, Ascomycota, Leotiomycetes, Helotiales, Pleuroascaceae.